This is a messenger RNA of Colletotrichum chrysophilum, 2133 nucleotides long. RefSeq lists its product as uncharacterized. NCBI's taxonomy places the organism in Eukaryota, Fungi, Ascomycota, Sordariomycetes, Glomerellales, Glomerellaceae. Gene Ontology annotation, biological process: transmembrane transport. The coding region runs from base 1 to 2133 and encodes 710 amino acids. Gene Ontology annotation, cellular component: membrane. Gene Ontology annotation, molecular function: secondary active sulfate transmembrane transporter activity. The record is from RefSeq and is a predicted model, not a curated record. The transcript is spliced from 2 exons.
AUGGCAUAUGCCCUUCUCGCACGACUCAGCCCAGAAUAUGGCCUCUACACCUCCUUCACCGGCGCAGCCCUAUACUGGCUGUUCGGAACAUCCAAAGACAUUGCAAUAGGAGCAACUGCCGUAGUCAGUCUCCUCGUCGGCAAAGUCAGCGCCAAAGUCCUCGAAGAACACCCCGGCGAGUUCGCCCCCGAAGAAAUCUCCAAGACCCUCGCCUUCCUCGCCGGCGCUGUCCUUCUGGUCUUCGGUCUCCUGAGACUUGACUGGAUCAUCGAAUUCAUACCCCAUGUUGCCAUCUCCGCGUUCGUCACUGGUGCCGCCAUCACGAUUACCCUCAGUCAGAUACCGUCUCUCUUGGGCAUCGAUGGCGUCAACUCCAAAGCCGCCGCAUACCGCGUGUUUAUCGAUACCGCCCGCGGCCUGCCCCGCGUGAAGCUCGACGCCGCCAUUGGACUUACAGCGUUGGUAUUGCUUGCCCUUAUAAAGUGGUACACCGAGCGCAUGGCCAAGACGCAACCAAAGCGCCGAAGGAUGUGGGAGAUGUUGUGUUCACUUCGCAUGACCUUCACCAUCCUACUAUAUACCCUCAUCAGUUUCCUAGUCAACAGAGGACUGGGCGACGGUGAACACAGAUUUCGCAUCACCGGGACUCUCCCGAGGGGCUUCACCCAUGCCGGCCCGCCGUCACUAAACCCGAAGUUGAUCUCCGCACUCCUCCCGGACCUCCCCGCCACCGUGAUCAUCCUCGUAAUCGAGCACAUCGCGAUUGGGAAGUCAUUCGGUCGCAUUAACAACUACACAGUCCAGCCUUCACAAGAGCUAAUCUCGAUCGGCUGCACUAAUCUAUUCGGCCCCUUCCUCGGAGCCUACUCUUCGACCGGGUCCUUCGGCGGCACUGCUAUUCUCUCUAAAGCAGGUGUCAGAACGCCAUUAGCCGGCAUCUUCAAUGGAGUUAUUCUCCUCCUCGCUCUUUACGCUCUCACCUCUGUGCUUUACUAUAUCCCCAUGGCAAGCCUAGCAGCCCUGAUCAUACACGCCGUGAUCAACCUCAUCACCUCCCCCGACCACAUCUUCAAGUCCUGGCUCAUGUCCCCUCCCGACGUGUUCAUCUACUUCAUCGGCGUAUUCGUCUCCAUCUUCACCAGCCUGGAAGACGGCAUCUAUGUCACCGUCGCCCUCUCAGCCGCUCUGCUCCUCCUGCGCCUCGCUCGCGCAAGGGGCCGCUUCCUCGGCCGCGUCCGCACCUACCGCCAUCUCGACCGAAGCCCUACCGAGCAUCACGAUGUCGACCGUCACUCAGUGAGGAGUUCACAGACUCUCCACCACAGCCGGUCGCCUCCAUCCCCUAAACUCCCUGCGCGAGACGUCUUUCUUCCCCUGGAUCGCAAAGACGGUACGAACCCAGAGGUACACGUAGGAGAGCUCUACCCAGGCGUGUUCAUUUACCGCUUCACCGAAGGCUUCAACUACCUCAACCAAGCACAAUAUGUCGACCGGGUAAUUGAGCACGUUACCCAAUCCACCCGUCGCACGACUAUCCCUCACUACGAUCACCCCGGCGAUAGGCCGUGGAACGAACCCGUCCCUGUUGCGACCGUCGAGACCGACUCAGAGUCUGCGGCCCUAACAAAACCUUUACUGCGAGCCGUUAUCCUGGACUGCUCCGCCGUCAACAACAUGGACUCAGGGGCCGUCGAAGGCCUGAUUGACCUCCGCAACCAGCUCGAUCGCUGGGCCGCGCCGGAACCUGUCGAAUGGCGCUUUACAGGCCUGCAAAACCGAUGGACACGCCGAGCCCUGUCAGUGUCAGGUUUCGGGUGCCCUGCGCCAGGACACCUGAAUCGCUGGGAGCCCGUUUUCACCUUGGCAGAACUAGCUGGCCAGCCCCCAAUGCUGUGUGAUGGUGCAUCGACUGCGAGGAGCUCAAAGGCCGUGUGCGUGACCAGCGACUCUGAGCAGUCGUCUUCGAACUUGGAGGAGGGAAGCUUGGCUUAUAAGGAGAUCGGGGGCCGAAUUUUGGGCCCGAUUACUGGGAUCAAUCGUCCUUUCUUCCACCUUGAUCUUGCCUCGGCUGUUGAGAACGCAGUUAAGAGUGCGGCUGGGAAGGAUCGCCAUCUUAGAGAAUUAGGCCAUUGA